AUGGCCGCUGGCUGCCUACACUGUGGUGAGCCCGCGAAGGCAAUUGGCAUUCUCAAUCACAUGAUGCUGGAUGGAGUUAUGCCUAACAGUUACACAUUUGCUACGGUGGCUAAUGCCUGCGCAAGUCUCACUGAUCUGGAUGAAGGAAGCAAAGUUCAUGGAUAUGUGAUCAAGCUAGGAGAUGACGCAGAUGUUGGCGUCAACAAUGCACUCAUCGAUAUGUAUGCGAAGUGUGGGUCAGUGAACUGUGCUUACAAGGUGUUCCUGUCCAUGCAACAGCGGCCAGUUAUCUCCUGGACAACGAUGAUCAUGGGUUUUGCGCAGAACGGUCUAGCUCGCGAGGCUGUGGAGGUGUUUGACGACAUGCUGUUGAAAGGUGUGGCACCCAACUAUGUCACAUUAAUCUGUGUUCUGUACGCUUGCAGCCAAGGUGGGUUUGUGGAUGAAGGUUGGAUAUACUUCAACGCCAUGGAGGAUAGGUUUGGUGUUCAGCCUGGCGAAGACCACUAUGCUUGCAUGGUCGAUCUCCUCGGAAAAGCAGGCCGUAUCGAGGAGGCUGAAGAGCUGAUAUCAAGGAUGCCAGUCCGGCCAGGGGUUCUGGUCUGGCAGGCAUUGCUUGGUGCUUGCCGCCUUCAUGGCAACGAGGCUGCAGGCAGGAGAGCUGCAGAGUAUGCACUUGCGCUCGAAAAGGAUGAUCCAUCGACAUACAUGUUACUAUCCAACAUGCUUGCCGACCAGCACAAUUGGGACAGUGCAGGGAAGCUGAGAGGACUCAUGGAAGAUACAGACAUCAUGAAGGUGCCUGGAUCUUCAUGGUUUCAAUCCAAGCCCGCCAGAAACCGAGCUUGUAUCAGGUGA
This is a messenger RNA of Panicum virgatum (switchgrass), 858 nucleotides long. Its product is annotated as pentatricopeptide repeat-containing protein At2g03880, mitochondrial-like. Gene Ontology annotation, biological process: RNA modification. Gene Ontology annotation, molecular function: RNA binding; protein binding. Bases 1 to 858 code for a protein of 285 amino acids. The record is from RefSeq and is a predicted model, not a curated record. Lineage: Eukaryota; Viridiplantae; Streptophyta; Magnoliopsida; Poales; Poaceae. The transcript has a single exon.